This is a messenger RNA of Aspergillus mulundensis, 714 nucleotides long. Its product is annotated as type 1 glutamine amidotransferase domain-containing protein. Lineage: Eukaryota; Fungi; Ascomycota; Eurotiomycetes; Eurotiales; Aspergillaceae. Gene Ontology annotation, molecular function: glyoxalase III activity. Bases 1 to 714 code for a protein of 237 amino acids. The record is from RefSeq and is a predicted model, not a curated record. The transcript has 3 exons.
AUGGCCCCCAAAGUCCUCAUCGUUCUUACCUCCUUCGAUAAGAUCGAGGCGAACGACCACCCCACGGGAUGGUACCUGCCCGAAUUCGCGCACCCCUGGGAAGUCCUGCACUCCAAGACCGAGCUCACAAUCGCCUCGCCCAAGGGCGGCGCUGCCCCUCUGGACCCCUCCUCCGUAAAGAUGUUCGAGAACGACCCCGUCUCCACAAAAUUCCUGAACGAGCAGGAGGCGCUAUGGAAGAACACCGAGAAGCUCGCCGAUGUGCUCCCCCGCGCCGAGAAGGGCGAGUUCGACGCUAUUUUCUAUGUCGGCGGACACGGACCGAUGUUCGACCUCGCAACAGACAAAACCUCGAUCGCCCUAAUCCAAUCCUUCGCGAACGCCCGCAAGCCCGUCUCCGCCGUCUGCCACGGCCCCUGCGUCUUCGUGAACGUCACAACGCCCUCGGGCAAGCCCCUCGUCGCGGACGCGGAAGUCACCGGGUUCUCGAACACCGAGGAGGACCAGGUUGAUCUGUCCAAGGUGAUGCCGUUUAUGCUGGAGGAUGAGCUGAAUAAGAAGUCUGGCGGGAAGUAUGUCAAGGCCGACCAGCCUUGGGGCGAGAAGGUUGUUGUCAGCACCGUUAAGGAAUUGGGUGGCACGCUUAUUACGGGGCAGAACCCGGCGAGUGCCACUGGCGUUGGGGAGGCAUUGCUUAAGGCUUUGGGAUUGUAG